AUCUCCAACACAGACAAGGCAGAGGAAAUCUGAAGACCUGAGAAUAUUAACCAUGAGCACUACUGCUAAUUUCUUUGUACUGUUCCUCGUUGUUAACUGCUAUAUAGGAGAAAUGCCAGGUGUCAGUGGAUUUAUCAAAAUUCUUCAUUUACCUGCGACUGUAAAAGUAGCAGAAGGAACACCUGCCGGAGUCUCUAUCUUUAACUUUUCUGUGAACUCGACAAUUAAAGAUGUAUCACUAGCUGCCAAAAUAGCAGAUAGCAAUCCAGUCAACAACUUUUUUGCUGUCUCUGUAAUGCGUGGUCUACAGCUGGAGGUGACAGUGUCACAAAACCCUGGACUGGACUAUGAAACUCAACCCACUUACAACUUACUGAUCUUCGUUAAAGAUAAUAAGGGGAACACAGACUUUCAAACACUUACAGUUUUAUUAGUUGAUGUUAACGAGCCUCCGAGAUUCCUGGAUAAUCUGGCAAAUGGAGCUGUGUACAUUGACUUUCCCGAGAAUUCAGCAGUCGGCACGAUGAUAUACGAGGUUCAAGCGACGGAUCCCGACAAAGAUGAUGAUGUUCUCUCUUAUUCAGUCGAUUCCUCUCUGGUUAUCAUUAACCGUAGUGGAAAAAAUGGGGCAAUUCUUGCCGCAAAAUCAUUCGAUUAUGAGAAAGAUCAGCACAGCUUCAGUGUGAUAGUCACAGUAAAGGAUGCAACAGGUAACAGCAUCACAGGGAUUAUUGUGGUCAAUUUAAUUAACAUAAAUGACAACUGGCCAGUCUUUAAGCAAAAUAAAACAAUAUUCGAUGUUUUGGAAGAAAAGCCGCCAAAUUCAGUUAUUGGAAAGGUUACUGCCUAUGAUCCUGAUGAAGAUGGUACAGCAGUCAGCUUGAUUUAUUUUAUGAGUACUCCAAACCAAUACUUUACCAUUAACUCAGUUACAGGUGAGCUGAUUGUAUCAGCAAUAAUCGAUCGAGAUAACGGACCUUUCAGAAAUGCUCCAACGCAUGAGUUUGAAGUUGUGGCUAAAGACCAUCCUUUUCAAGGGCAUACAGCCUCAAUGAUCAUUAUAGUCAACAUAAUAGAUGUCAAUGAUAAUCAACCCUUCUGUUUCCCACAUAUGCACAGUAUUCAGAUACCAGAAACAACCGAAAAGGGUACAACAAUUGUUACCAUAUCCUGCAAAGAUAAUGACGUGGAGCUUGCAAACAACCAAUUCACUGCUUCACUUCAGCCUGGUCUUGGUGCUGGUGGAAAGUUUGCUUUGAAUGGGAAGAAUAGUACUACUAUUGUGGUCACGGGUGAUCUGGACUUUGAGGCUGUUAGUAAUCUUGAAGAUUACAAAAUCUACAUGAUGUCUGUAGUUGUUACAGAUAUUACACCACCCCAUUACCAAGAUACAGUGACUGUGUACAUCACGGUCACUGCAGUAAGUGAGUUCCAACCAUCCUUCGCCCAGGUUUCUUACACCUUCAACGUCCCGGAAUUCAGCGGAAUAGGAACAAAGAUUGGACAAAUAUUUGCUGAGGACGAAGAUUUUCCAAGCCCGGAACUCACUUACUCAAUUGUGGCAGGGGGAAACACACUGGGCUACAAUCAGUUGUUUUGGAUCAAUCCGACAUCAGGGGAAAUACAUCUUGUGGCCCAACCCGAUUAUGAGGCAACUGCCCAGUAUUUGCUCACAGUGCAGGCUGUUGAUUUAGAUUCAGAUGUUCCAAAAGCUGCUACAACAACUGUCACAGUAAAUAUUCUUCCAACCAAUGAUGAACCACCUGCCUGUCAGCCAAAAUUUUAUUCUCUGGCAAUUCUUGAUGACACAGCUGUGGGAACCAAUGUUCAAGACUUCCAGUUAUCCUGUACAGACCGGGACUCUCCUCCUCAGUCUUUUCGUUACUUCAUUGCUUCAGGUAAUAUCAACAACCACUUUAGUCUCUCUCCAAGUGCUGGAUCCAACAUCACUAAGCUGAUGCUUGCCAUUCCUUUUAAUUACAAGCAAGGGAUUGAUAAAGUCACUGACUAUAAUCUCGUUGUUCAAAUAACCGAUGAUAAUCUUCUGGCUGGAAGCACAGGGAAAAAAGUCGUGCAAACAGGGAGAGUAAUGAUAAAUGUCAGAAUUAUUAUCUCUACAUCCAAUACUCAACAAUCAAUCACAACCCCAAACAUAACCUAUAUCAGACAGUCUCAAAACACAUAUGAAGCAGAUGCUUGGUAUGUACCAUUUGUAAUCACUGUGGGCUGUGUGCUACUGCUAGGACUGCUGGGAUAUUUGCCCUAUCUCCUGGCUAAGUAUAUCCGCUCCAUACCAAAGUCAUCAAAAAUCAAGAAAAAGCCAUUGAUGGAAAAACGAGAAUCCAGGAUGAAGAAGCAGCACGGUGUUAUUGUGGAAAUGAUCAAACACAAUGCAAUCUUUAAUGGAGAAGCAGUUGAUCCAGUCACAGGCAAUGUGUAUCAAUAUAACACAAACUCUGGAGCCAGGCGUUGGAAGGAUACGAAGUUACCCAUGAAAGACUAUGGGAAUGCUGAGGAUAAAACCAUUAAGUUUAAGCCCAAUGUAAUCAAAACCAACGAGACAAGUUUUACACAGCAGGACAACUUGGAGCCUCAUGAAGGGAAGAGUACAAUGCAGAAUAUAUCCACUGGCCAAACUUCUUCAAAACCUCCUCCCAAACUUGAGAAACAGAUCAAAAUUGCACCACAAAUAUCAAAACCAUCUCAAACUCAAAAUUCUUUGCCAGAUAUUUAGGGUUUGCUGAAACUUGGUAAGGAACAUCAAUGUUCUGCAAAUACAUUCCAUGACUAUCUUUUUAUUGCAGUCAUGUCAUUAAACAGCUUUGCACCCCACAGGUUCGUGAAGGACACAAACAAAAGUAGCUGGUCUUAUAGGUUUUUCCUUUACAAAUAAUGUCAGUGGUUUCAACAAGUCAUGUUUUACUUUUCUAGGAACAAGGAAAGAAAUACUUCAGAAGUUAAAAGUCUUAUGUUUAAGAGCCAACUAGACAAACUUCAUCAUUCUUGCUCUUCAGUUGAAAGUUCAAAAGUUCAAAGUAAUUUUAUUAUCAAAGUACAUAUACGUCACCAUAUUCUGUACAACCCUGAGGUUCAUUUUCUUGCGGGCAUACUCAACAGACACAAUAACCGUAAUAGAGUCAAUGAAAGACUGCACCAACAGGGAGGACUACCAGUUUGCAAAAGACAACAAACUGCAAAUACAGAAAGAGCGACAAAAAAAGAAAUAGUAACAAAUUAAUAAGCAAUAAAUAUCGAGAACGUAAGUUGAAGCACCAUUGAAAGUAAGUCUAUAGGUUGUGGGAACAGUUCAGUGAUGGGGUGAGUGAAGCUAUCUAUCCCCUCUGGUCCAAGAACCUGACGGUUGAGGGUAGUAACUGUUCCUGAACCUGGUGGUGUGAGCCCUGAGGCUCCUGAACCUUCUUCCUGAUGGCAGCAGCAAGAAGAGAGCAUGACCUGAUUGCUGGGAGUCCCUAAUGUGAAAAUCAAAGCAUUUUGUUUAUGUCCCAUCUAAAUUUCUAUCAAUAUUUCUCAGUCUUCAAUCAUCUUUGCAACCAGAGUGAUAAGCUUUCUAUGGCUCAUCAAUAGCUCCAUCCACAUACACUUAGGGCUGUUCUUGUUUUUAUACAAAAUUCUUAUGUUGGUUGUAGGCAAUCAUAAAUCUAUGGGGUACUUAGAUCCCGAUAAUAAAUGUAUAGAACACAUUGCAUUCAUAAAUAUGAGGAGUUUUCUACUUCUUCCCCCCCCCCACCCCUAUGAUCCCCACACCCAUCCUAGUAAGAAACAAAUGAAGGAGGUCUUCACAGAUACAAUUGAACAGGAGAUUUGCUCAGUAUCUGUUCACCCGAUCUGGCCAAAUACAAUUUUAAGUUCAUGUCCAAGAAAGGUCUAUCCUUUUGUUACUGUGAAUUUAGUUAAAACUCAUUAACUUCAUGGAGGAGAUUCAGAGUUAGUCUUAGUUGUAAACUGAUGAAAACUCAUCAUUAAAUUGAAAACCUUUACCUCUCUAGCUCCCUCUACAACUGGAUACUCGACUUCCUCAUCAGCAGCCCUCAAGCAGUGACAUCUCCUCACUGACUAUCAACAUAGAUACACUCCAAGGCUGUGUGCUUAGCCCCCUACUCUACUCCCUAUACACAUUUGACCAUAUGGUUAAGCACAACUCCAAUGUUAUUUUCAAAAUUGCCAAUGAGACUACUCUUGUUGGACAAAUCACAGAUUGUGAUGAGUCAACAUAUAGGAGCAAGGUAAGUCACCUGGUUGAGUGGUACCAUACAAACAACCUCGUACUAAACGUUGACUUCAGGAAGGGAAGAAGGGUAAACAUGUGCCAGUAUACAUCUUAGGACUAGCGGUGGAGAGAAACAGCAGCUUUAAAUUGCUGGAUAUUAACUUAUCCGCUGACCUGUCCUAGGCCCAACGCAUUUGUAAUUGUAAAAAAAAGCGUGCAGCAACUGUGUACUUAGUUGUCACAGGACAAGAUGGGACAAAGUCAGCAAAAUCCUGCCUGAUGAACCUGUUGGAAUUCUUUGAGGAGAUUACCAGUAUGAUAGAUAAAGGGGAUGCAGUGUUUGUUGUAUGUUUGGACUUUCAGAAGGCCUGUGACAAAGUGCCACACACGAGGCUGCUUACCAAGUUAAGAGCCCAUGGUAUACCAGGAAAGUUACUAACAUGGUUAGAGCAUUGGCUGAUUGGUGGGAAUAAAAGAAUCCUUUUCUGGUUUACUGCUAGUGACUAGUGGUGUUCCGCAGGGGUCAGUGUUGGAACCACUUCUUUUUAUGCUGUAUAUCAAUGAUUUAGAUGAUGGAAUAGAGGGUUUUGUUGCCCACUUUGCAGGCGAUCUGAGGAUUGGUGGAGGGGCAGGUGGUGUUGAUGAAACGGGGAGGCUGCAGAAGGACUUGAAGAAGGAAAAUAAGCAAGAAAGUGGCAAAUGAAAUACAAUGUUGAAAAAUGCAUGUUCACGCUCUUUGGUCGUAGAAAUAAAUGUGCAGACUUUUAUCUAAAUAGGGGAGAAAGUCCAAAGAUCUGAGAUGUAAAGGGACUUGGGAGCCCUUGUGUAGAACACCCUAAAGAUUAAUUUGCAGUUAGAGUCUGUGGUGAGGAAGACAAAUGCAAUGCUAGUAUUCAUUUCAAAAGGUCUAGAGCAUAGGAGCAGGGAUGCGAUGCUGAGGCUUUAUAAGGCACUGGUGAGGCCUCACCUUGAGCACUGUGAACAGUUUUGGGCUCCUCAUCUAAAAAAGAUGUGCUGGCAUUGGAGAGAGUUCAGAGGAGGUUCACAAGGAUGAUUCUGGGAAUGAAAGGGUUAUCAUUUGAGGAACGUUUGAUAGCUCUGGAUCUGUACUUGCUGGAAUUUAGAAGGAUGAGGGGCGAUCUCAUUGAAACCUUUCAAUUGUUGAAAGGCCUAGACAGAGUAGAUGUGGAAAGCAUGUUUCCAAUGAUGGGGAAUCUAGGACAAGAGGGCACAGCCUCAGUAUAGUGGGGCCUCCAUUUAAAACAAGAGAUGCAGAGAAAUUUCUUUAGCCAGAGAGUGGUGAAUUUGUAGUAUUUCUUACCACAGGCAGCUGUGGAGGCCAGGUUGUUGGGUGUAUUUCAGGCAGAGCUUAAUAGGUUCUUGAUUGAACACUGAAUCAAAUGUUAUGGGGAGAAGGCCGGAGAGUGGGGUGGAGAAGGGGGAAAACAAUCAGCCAUAAUUGAAUAGCAGAGCAGACUCGACAGGCCAAAUGGCCUAAUUCUGCUUCUCGGUCUUAUGGUCUUUUUUUUUACUCAAUGAGGUUAAGCUUCUCUUUGAACUUUAUAAUAAACUUCUUCAAGUGUACAAUUGAAUGUAUCCUGAUGGUUCCACCAUGGUCUGGUACGACAAUUUAACUGUGCAGGUAUGUAAGAAGGUGCAGAGAGUAGUGAACUUGUUCAAUAUUUCACGGGCACAUUCCUCCCGCCACACAAUUGGUUGGCAGCAUUGUUAGGAGCUGCUGUCUUAAAAAGGCAAUAUCUAACAUCAAAGAUGCCCACCAUCUGGGCAUUUUUUUCACACCUAUCAUUGAGCAAGGUACUGAAGCCUGAAGACCCUCAGCACCAAGAAGUUACUUCCCUUCAACCAUUCCGUUCUUGAACUAACUGGAAAAACCGUAAUCACCACAUUUCAACAACACCAUGACCACUGCGCUAAAACUGACUUUGUUUCCCUUUGUUCUAAUUGUGAUUUAUUGCUAAAAACAUUAGUGUAAUUAAAAGCAACACACACAAAAUGCUGGAGAAACUCAGCAGGUCAGGCAGCAUCUAUGGAAAUGAAUAAACAGUUGAUGUUUCGGGCCGAGACCCUUUACGAUUUUUUUGUGAAUGCCGCUUUUAUAAUGCUAUGUGCCUGAGAUGCAGCUACAACUAAGUUUUUCAUUGCACCUUUGCACACGUAUAAUUGACAAUAAAACCAAUAUUGACUUUAUAAUUGAUGCUGAACCUGGAUCUGGCUUCCUGACUGUUUGCACCUGUAGAUUGACAUAUUCAAAUUAAACUGAGGUCAUUAAAAGGAUAAUAUAAGUCUUAGAUUGCCAUCAUUAAUGUACAAGCAUAUGUGCUGAGCAAAGUUCAAAGUACUGCGUAUCUUGGAAAUGACUGCCUCGUCC
Hypanus sabinus (Atlantic stingray) is the source of this 6617-nucleotide messenger RNA. RefSeq names its product cadherin-related family member 3-like. Gene Ontology annotation, molecular function: cadherin binding; calcium ion binding. Gene Ontology annotation, cellular component: plasma membrane; catenin complex. The transcript has 19 exons. Gene Ontology annotation, biological process: homophilic cell-cell adhesion. The coding region runs from base 53 to 2734 and encodes 893 amino acids. The record is from RefSeq and is a predicted model, not a curated record. Lineage: Eukaryota; Metazoa; Chordata; Chondrichthyes; Myliobatiformes; Dasyatidae.